AUGGCUGCAGAAAUCCGCUAUCAAUGGCAAUCCAUAGUUUUACAUGAGCGUGAUUCCUUUAUUUAUGUCACAUUCAACAUUCUACUAAUCAAUCUUGCCCAACAAGUGCCUGCUCCUGCUCCCGCUUCCACUUCCACUUCCGCUUCCACUCAUGCCAUUCUUGCUUUUAUAGUUCCCAUUCUCCUCACCUUUGUUCAGAUUAAAUUCCAAGGAACGUCUUCACCUUUUGAAACGCACCAUACCACCACCAUGGUUGCCAUAGCCAGCUUACUUGCAUUCAGCUUGGCUGUUGGGGCCAGGCUAAGGUUCCCUACUCACUCUCCUACCUAUUCUAGCUUCGUCGUAGGGUUCUCUGGUUUACUCUCAGUUGCUUCGCUGCUCUCCCUUCUGCUUCCCGAUUCUUGGCACCAUGUCCCAUACAUGGUGUUCUUCAUGUAUCUGAUGAUCGAGUGCUUUGCAUGGGUUAGAAUGAUAGGUCGAUUGGCUUACCAGCAAGCCGUUCAUGGAUUUCUUUGUGUGUUAUUCUACUUAUUCGAGCAUCACCCUUGGGUGACAAGGGCUCGCCAAUUGCCCUUCACAUUUGUAUGA
Prunus armeniaca (apricot) is the source of this 588-nucleotide messenger RNA. The record is from the annotation of a GenBank genome assembly. NCBI's taxonomy places the organism in Eukaryota, Viridiplantae, Streptophyta, Magnoliopsida, Rosales, Rosaceae.